GCACAUCUUGCCAAAGCAGAAGCACCAAAGUCAGGCACAGCCAGAAGAGUUUGCACUUUGGCGUAGUCCGGUCGAGUUUGUUCCCAGUCGGCUUUCUACGCGUAGCCUACGUUGGCACAGCUAUCGGUAAUGGCGGAAUAGGGAGAGCGUAAAGAGAAGAUACCUUCAGUUCAGUUCAGUGCUCCAGUUUUGGGUGCGUUUCUGCUACAAUUAGCGGAAAAAUCGACAAUCGAAACGCACUGGCAAACUGAUUACGGAAGCGUUUUUUUUGUGAAUCGGUCAUCACCUUUAUUCAGAAGGUGUUCGCUGCUACGAAGCGAGUGAGUGACGUGAAGACACAGUUUGUCGACAGUUCGUCGUCUACACAGUGUUAAUCCUCGAGCGGUAGCAGCUACAACAGCUUAUCACUAAAAGUGCCUCUCGGUGUGGUGGUUGUAAACUAUAAUAAUGUUCGACGAGAUAACGCCAAGUACUGUGCCGUGCGAAGGAAUUUGGCGGAGAGAGUAAAAAUGUGCGAGUAAACAAGAAUGAAAUCGUGCAACCUGUUUUGGCGAGUGGGACGUGUUGUUAUCGAGCCUUCUUUGCCAUGUGCUAUACCUGUGCUGUGUGUGUUGAACGCCAAGCAGACGAAAAGGGUGAACUGGAGCUCGAGGCAUUGAUUCACGAUAACGACUCAGCAGGUCAGGUCAUCUGAGAAAAGAACAUCGCACUCGGCCAUGGAAAUGGAGCCCCGAGUGGCGAUCUUGCAGGAUCUCAAAAUCCAAUCAUUCGACACAAUUCGAUUCGCUUCAUACAGGACCGCGUGCAAGCUGCGAUAUGUCCAAAAGUCGACAAAUUUACACCUGGUGGAUAUCUGGAACGUGAUCGAGGCAUUCCGCGAAAAUGGACUGAACACCCUCGAGCACCAGAACGAGGUCAGCGUGAGUCGGCUGGAGACGCUGGUUUCGUCCCUGUACCACAACCUCAACAAACGUCUUCCCCCGACGCAACAAGUUCCUGUCGAUUCCAAAGCUAGUCUUCUGCUGAAUUGGCUGCUGGCGGCCUAUUCCGGCGACAAUAGCGGCAAGAUUCGAGUGUUCUCGAUCAAGGUCGCGCUGGCGAUCAUGUGCGCCGGGAAGAUGGUCGACAAGUUACGAUACAUCUUCUCGCAAAUAUCCGAUGGUGCUGGACAGCUUAUCCACUGGAAGCUUGGAGAUUUCCUACGGGAGGUCCUAGCGCUUCCUGCAGCCGUCUUUGAAUCACCCACAUUCCAUUACCAAGAGGGACUCGAAAGUGAAAUUUUCCCGGUGGAGAACAAAAUAACGGUUAACGACUUCAUGGCGGUUCUGAUGUCGGAACCGGGACCAGCAUGUCUAGUUUGGCUUCCACUGCUACACAGAUUGGCCACCGUUGAAGCAGUCGUCCAUCCGACCAUUUGUUCUGUUUGUCUGCGGGAGAAUUUCACUGGCUUUCGGUACCGCUGCCAGCGAUGUCACGCCUAUCAGCUUUGCCAGGAUUGCUUCUGGCAGGGUCGAGUUUCACUAAACCACCAAAACGACCACGAAGUCAAAGAAUACUCCAGCUACAAAAGCCCCAGUAAACAAAUCGGCCACUCGCUACGGAAAAGUUUCCGUUGCGUACCGGAGAAACCGAACCAGGUGCUACCAAGGUUUCCAGAACAACCGGAGAAGACGCUUAAUCUUUCACACAUCGUGCCACCAUCGCCGUUACCAUCUCAUAAUGGGUUUCAGGAUGGUGGCAUGAUCCCUGGCAUGUACGACCGUAGCAGUACACUGGACUCAAGGGGAACUGGUCUAUCACUGGACAGUAAUGGUACUUCCGUAAAUCGAGGGGGGCCUAUUUCAAACGACGAAGAACAUAGACUAAUCGCCCGAUACGCAGCGAGACUUGCUCAAGAAAGUCGGACGCCCGGCAGUUCGGCGCCUGAUCCGGUGCAAAUAGGGCUGGACAGCUCACGCGCCCAGCGAGAACUAAUCAUGCAGCUUGAAUCCAAAAACAAAGAAAUUAUGCGAGAAAUUCAGAAACUCCGUCGACAGCAGGAAGCCGAACAGGUGCAACCGGAGAGUCCUGCCCUGAUGAACGAGCUGCGGGCCCUGCGGCAGCGGAAGGGUGAACUGGAAGGUCACCUGGGAGCACUGCAGGACUCUCGACGGCAACUUAUGGCCCAACUGGAGGGUCUGAUGCGAAUGCUCAAAAACCACCAAACGCAAAGCCCUCGAUCCACACCCAAUUCUAGUCCACGGUCGGGUAAGAGUCCGCCCCUGCCCCAAGGUCCACAAAUGCCCGGUCAACCACGGGGACCCGGAAUGCCUCCAAAUGUGCCACCCCAUCUGCAGCAAAGCAUUUUGCUACAACAGCAGCAACAGCUCCAGCAACAACAACUUCAACAACAGCAGCAAAUGAUGCUGAACAGUCACAUGCAGGAGCCACCGGGAGGAAUGAUGGGCCAUCCCCACCCAAUGGAUAUGCGCGGAUACGCCCCCAAUGGAAACAAUAAUGGAGUUCACAAUCCAAUGAGUCGGCCACCAUCCGCCAAUGCCACCGUUGCCGCUGGCUCUUCCGCUUCCGGAAGAAACGAUUUGCACUACGCAGCCGAUUCAGUUUCGUCGGCAAUGAGCUCACUAGUGCGCGAGCUAAACUCAGAAGGAUCCGACGAUGAGUAUGGCAUGCAUCAUCAUGUCAGACAAAUGCUAGAUUUCGAGGAAAUGCAAAGUCACGAAUGGAAUGAUAAGGACACCGCUCAAUGGCAGGAGCAGUUCGCUCAGUGGAGUCUCAACUCGCAGAAUCAGUAAGGUCGGCUUGCGUCGCCUUCUCGUGAAACUUUCAACGUCUAGGAAUGUUCCUCAUCGUUUGCAUUCACUCACCUUACAGCUGACAUUCUACGGGCACCGUGAAUGUUGUUAACGAAAAAGUAUCAUAUCACAACACUGAAUCACACGUAUAGACAAGAAAAUCGAAUCGUUAGAUGAACUACUUAAAUAUAGUAUGGAGCUAUGGUUAUGUCCAUAUCCUUAUUCUCGCUUCUAUCUGAUUUGUUGAAAAUUGAAUAUUUGUGAUCACUGCUUGUGUCCAACAAUUGGAAAAUUCGUAAUAAGUUUGACCCAGGGUCAAGUUGAAAACUAGUAGAAAUUAGGGAAACGGUUCCAUUCCAACAUGAAUUGUGAAUUUAGCUUUCUCUCAGUUUUGAGAGUAUUAAUUUAUCUAAAGAAACAGUUAAGUUAAAAUUUAGAAGAACGCUUUUGUUUCCACGCCAUUAAUUAAGUUUACUUUUAUCGCUGUUAUUUGAAAAUUAUGAAAAUAUGCUUUAAUGUUUGGUUUUUUAUAUCUAAAAAAUCGGUUUUGUUUCGCAAGUCAAUUGUUUUGUUCGGUUCCAUAAAAAUCUCAAGCUUUUGGAUAGGAUAACGCACAGUGAUGUACAAACGUUAAGCAGUAUCAAGCAUUUUAGGCACUAUAAACGAACAAUUCUUAACAAACUGAAAUUAUCACUCACCUAAAGAAAAUGUAAAUGAAUUCGAAACCAAUGAGUGGGCUCAUUAAAUCCUUUUGGUGUAGUUUAGCAA
Molecule: messenger RNA, 3560 nt
Organism: Armigeres subalbatus
Lineage: Eukaryota; Metazoa; Arthropoda; Insecta; Diptera; Culicidae
Product: dystrobrevin beta
Exons: 12
Coding region: 717-2792 (691 amino acids)
Biological process (GO): synaptic signaling
Cellular component (GO): plasma membrane; synapse
Molecular function (GO): zinc ion binding
Source: RefSeq, a predicted model, not a curated record